Messenger RNA from Rubroshorea leprosula, 627 nucleotides. Lineage: Eukaryota; Viridiplantae; Streptophyta; Magnoliopsida; Malvales; Dipterocarpaceae. The record is from the annotation of a GenBank genome assembly.
CUGCGAAACGCUAAAAGCCUAAAACCCUCCGACAGUUUCCCGGCGGUGCGAGCAUUAUCCCAGAGAGAGGGAGAGGAUGGCGACCGAAGAAGAGAGCGCCGUGAAGGAGCCACUGGAUCUGAUAAGACUAAGUCUCGACGAGCGCAUAUACGUCAAGCUCCGCUCCGAUCGUGAACUCCGUGGCAAACUCCAUGCUUAUGAUCAGCAUUUAAAUAUGAUCCUUGGGGAUGUUGAAGAAAUUGUUACUACAGUUGAAAUCGAUGACGAAACUUAUGAAGAGAUUGUUAGGACUACAAGGCGGACAGUCCCUUUUCUCUUUGUUCGAGGAGAUGGCGUGAUUUUGGUUUCUCCUCCACUAAGGACUGCUUGAUCUAGAGAAUGAAGUCUCUGGCUUUCUGGUUUCAUUGAAGCACCUAUUGUCAAAUUUAGUUCUAAGCUGCUGUUACCGUAUACUCACAUAGUGAAGGAACAGCGGAGUCUGCAAAUCUUUAGGUCUUUAUGUGAUAAACUUUAUCUAUGAAUAGUAUGUUUAACUACUUCAUUUGUCUUAUGUAACAAUACUCAGCAUUCCAUGAGACUCAAGGACAGAUGUAUGGUGCCGUUGCUUAAAAAAACAGAAUUUUUAGU